Myxocyprinus asiaticus (Chinese sucker) is the source of this 1715-nucleotide messenger RNA. Its product is annotated as tryptophan--tRNA ligase, cytoplasmic-like. NCBI's taxonomy places the organism in Eukaryota, Metazoa, Chordata, Actinopteri, Cypriniformes, Catostomidae. Bases 225 to 1568 code for a protein of 447 amino acids. Gene Ontology annotation, biological process: tryptophanyl-tRNA aminoacylation. The transcript has 11 exons. The record is from RefSeq and is a predicted model, not a curated record. Gene Ontology annotation, cellular component: cytoplasm. Gene Ontology annotation, molecular function: ATP binding; tryptophan-tRNA ligase activity.
GUGAUGAUGUCAGUGAGUGAAACAGCAGCAGAUAUGAGCGUGAUGGAUCUUUAUAAUCAUCUGACAGCACAAGGAGAAACAGUCAGAAACCUCAAAACAAACAAAGCUCCUAAAAUGAACGUGGUACCUUCAGACGUUUGGAAAUUGCUCCCAAUGAUGAACCAGACUUGUGGAGGUCCACAGUUUAGUUUCUGAGGUCUUGGCUGAUUUCUUUUGAUUUUCCCAUGAUGUCAAGCAAAGAGGCUCUGAGUUUGAAGGUUGAUAUUGAUGCUGCUGUUCAGUUAUUAUUGAAGAUGAAGGUUGAUUAUAAACAAGUCACCGGUCAGGACUAUAAGGCCGGAUGUCCGCCGGUGGUUGGUGUGGUCUCGAUUGAUAACGGAUCAGCUGUGGAGGAGGGAGACGAUCAGGUCGAUCCGUGGACUGUGUCCACCAGCAAUGCUAAAGGAGUGGACUAUGAUAAACUUAUCGUGCGGUUUGGCAGCAGUAAGAUCGAUCAGGAGCUGGUGGACAGAAUCGCUCGUGUCACUGGAAAAACGCCACAUCAUUUUCUGCGCAGAGGAAUCUUCUUCUCACAUAGGGAUAUGCAUCAGAUCCUGGACGCGUAUGAGAAACAGAAGUCUUUCUAUCUGUACACGGGCAGAGGACCCUCCUCAGAGGCCAUGCAUGUGGGUCACCUGAUCCCCUUCAUCUUCACCAAGUGGCUUCAGGACGUGUUUGACGUUCCUCUGGUCAUUCAGUUGACUGAUGAUGAGAAAUAUCUGUGGAAAGAUCUGUCACAGGAAGAGUGUCAUCGUUACGCGGUGGAGAACGCUAAAGACAUCAUCGCUUGUGGAUUUGAUGUUAACAAAACCUUCAUCUUCUCUGAUAUGGACUAUAUGGGGUCGAGUCCUUCCUUUUAUAGAAACGUUGUGAAGAUUCAGAAACACGUCACAUUUAAUCAAGUAAAAGGAAUCUUUGGAUUCACAGACAGUGACUGUAUCGGUAAAAUCAGUUUUCCAGCGAUUCAAGCGGCUCCGUCUUUCAGUAACUCAUUCCCACAGAUCUUCGGCGACAGAAAAGAUGUUCAGUGUCUCAUUCCAUGUGCCAUUGAUCAGGACCCGUAUUUCCGUAUGACUCGUGAUGUGGCCCCACGGAUUGGUUACCCCAAACCCGCUCUGCUGCACUCCACAUUUUUCCCGGCGCUGCAGGGAGCUCAAACCAAGAUGAGCGCCAGUGACGCAAACUCUUCUAUAUUCCUCACAGACACGCCCAAACAGAUCAAGAAUAAGGUAAAUAAACAUGCGUUUUCUGGAGGUAAAGACACUAUAGAGGAACACAGGAAGUUUGGAGGAAAUCCAGACGUGGACGUUUCCUUCAUGUAUCUGACAUUUUUCCUGGAAGAUGAUGAGCAGUUGGAGAAGAUCAGACAGGAUUACAGCAGUGGAGCUCUUCUGACCGGUGAACUGAAGAAAUGUUUAAUCGAGACCCUCCAGCCGAUGAUCACCGCUCACCAAGAGAAACGCAAACUAGUGACAGACGAAACCGUCAAACAGUUCAUGAGCCCACGCAAGUUAGACUUCAACUACUAGUUUAUCUAGAAGAGAAAUGAAUGAACGAGAGACUAAUUAAACACUGAGGUCUUCACAUGAACUGUUCAGAACAUUACAGAAGCAUCAGAAUCACAGCUGAUGAAGAAAACUGCAACAAAACUUGAUUAAAUAUCCUCUUCAUGUCCA